GUCAUUGCUAUGUUUUCAUGGCGGGAGGCCGCGCAGUCGUGUCAAAUUAAUCUACAACCGAGUGACCUAUUUACAAGUCAUGCUUUUAACAACCCGGUUUGUAUGAUAUACUCUUAACUGCCAGUUUAAGCAGAAUUAGUUGGCGUUAUUUGAACGGCAUAAAGUUACUGUUUGCCUGUGUUGGCGGGCAGGCUAAAGCUCGCUAAGGAAGCGGUCUGCUGGCUUGUACUUUACUCUGAUGGAGAGUUCAGUAAUAACAGAAAAUCCGCUGCUUUUACCUCUAAACAAGGACAAAACUGUCUACGACGGCUUCAUCACAGUUCAGGAACAAGACUUCCGAAUGAGAAUAACACUUCCACCAGAUCGCCAACUUAAACUGGCCAAGCUGCACUGCUGUUGCCAGUUAAAACACCUGUUGCGUGGAUAUGAGCACAUCAUGAAGCAGAGGUUGCAGCAGUCAGCUGAUCUUGUUAGUUUCAUUCUGGAGCUGAAGACUAUCUUGGAAGUGGGCUUGAAGAGUCAUCCUAAGUGCCGCUCCAUCCCGCCUCCACAGUAUUACUCUCAACUCAUCUCUGAGCUGGAGACUCUUGGAUGGGACAAGCUGCUGUUCAUAGACACAGAGUUCCAAACACUGAAACUAAAGGCAGAGGACUCCUCUGGAAGGCAACACUUCAUCACAGUUAAACUGAAGUCUAAGCACCCUGUAGAGGCUCCUGAAUGCUCUGCUGACCUGCCGAUUCUUCUGGCAAUAACUUGGACACCACAGAGUACACUGGAACACCUCCACAAACAGUUCCUGGCUAUUUUAGAGUCUCUGACAGAGUUCUGGGACAUCUUGGAUGAAAUUGACAGCAAUACCUGGAUUCUGGAGCCAGAAAAACCGAACCGGUCGGACACGAUGAGGCGGAUUGCCAUUGGGAACAACGUAUCCAUCAAAGUGGAAGUGGAUCCCAGGCAUCCUAAAAUGCUACCAGAGUGCUGCCUACUUGGAGCUGACCAUGUGGUGAUGCCGCUGAGGAACAAACUCAACACCAACAUGCACUUGUGGAACCCAGACGCCAGCGUCUUGCACAACCUCCGGGAUGUUUUGGAGAUUGAAUUCCCGUCACCUGCCACCCACGAAAAAUCUAGCUUCAGCAAUGAGUGUGGGAUCUGUUACUCAUAUCGCCUUGAAGCUGCAAUCCCUGAUCAGGUGUGCAAUGACCCUCGCUGUGGUCAGCCCUUCCACCAGGCCUGUCUCUAUGAGUGGCUGCGAGCGCUUCCUUCCAGCAGGCAAAGCUUUAACGUUGUAUUUGGAGAGUGUCCUUACUGCAAUAAGCCCAUCACUGUGAAAAUGGCAGCACACACUUCCUAAGAAAAGACUGUCACACGGCCUCACUGGAGCCACAUUGUGUCUGUGAUGAAGAUAUGAAGAGCAUCGUUGCUGCACAGGGAUUUCAAAUAUACUGUGGUCAACAUCGGGAAAAGAAACUCCCUUCACU
Thalassophryne amazonica is the source of this 1481-nucleotide messenger RNA. RefSeq names its product FA complementation group L (gene fancl). NCBI's taxonomy places the organism in Eukaryota, Metazoa, Chordata, Actinopteri, Batrachoidiformes, Batrachoididae. Gene Ontology annotation, molecular function: ubiquitin protein ligase activity. Gene Ontology annotation, cellular component: nucleus; Fanconi anaemia nuclear complex. The transcript is spliced from 15 exons. Bases 239 to 1354 code for a protein of 371 amino acids. Gene Ontology annotation, biological process: protein monoubiquitination; interstrand cross-link repair. The record is from RefSeq and is a predicted model, not a curated record.